Messenger RNA from Solanum verrucosum, 1482 nucleotides. RefSeq lists its product as uncharacterized. Bases 252 to 1313 code for a protein of 353 amino acids. The record is from RefSeq and is a predicted model, not a curated record. The transcript has a single exon. NCBI's taxonomy places the organism in Eukaryota, Viridiplantae, Streptophyta, Magnoliopsida, Solanales, Solanaceae.
GGUUAAAGAAUUAGUCAAAGAAGUUCAUUCAAUGCAGUUUGCAUCACUACACAUCCAAUUCAGUGAAAGAACCAUGUAGGAAUUUGACUUCCAAAAGUCAAACAAAUUGUUUUCUGUCUUUUGCUUCUCACUCAUCUCCUCAACACCUCUAUCUAAUUGCAUUAAUAACAAGUUGCAUCACAAACAAGAAUACUAACUAGUACUAAUAAAGAGUAGAGAGGAGAAGAGAAGAGUACAACAGAGGAACGUUGAUGGGGAGGUUGAAGCUGAAUAGUGAUCCAACUCCAAGACUCAAGCACUUCAGUCAUCCACAUGAAUUAGAGCUAUGCAUCCAACUCCAGAAUAAUCCCACACCUUGUUCAGGAUGCAAACUCCCAUCAUCACCCCAAAUGUACACAUGCAAGCCUUGCAAUUUUACCCUCCAUUUGAGUUGUACUCAGUUCCCAAAGCUGAUAAAUCACCCUGCUCAUCCAGACCACCCUCUGGCUCUCCUUCCGAGGUCUAAAUACCCCCAUGGCCUUUUCAAUUGUGAUGCCUGCAACCACCGCGGUGAUGGAUUCAGCUACCACUGCAGAGACUGCGAAUAUGAUCUCCAUGUGAUCUGUGCAUCAAAACCCCUCAAAAUCACACAUCAAUUGCAUCAAUGCCAGCUGGAACUCACCUUCAAGAAUCCUUAUGCUGAUGCCAAAGGUUUCUCUUGUGAUGUAUGCCAGAAGAUUGGAGUUAAGCAGUGGCUUUAUAGAUGUGGCACUUGUGAUUUUGAUGUUCAUUUGGAUUGUUCAAAUUCUUCCCCAAAAUCAGCAGUUCAAGGGUCAACUAUCCUCCAGCACCGCCAUUCAUUCCCUGGGGCAACAAGUUCACAUAACCAGUUCCAGCAGCCUCCUAUGGUGGAAAAAAAGAGGCCUAACCAGUUGGUGCAAAGUGCAAGUUCAGGUGCAAUGGGAAACCAGCUCCCACAGACUCCCAUAUUAUCAGGACAAGCAAUGCCAAAUCAGUACACACAGGCCAGUCUGGGUACAGCCCAAGCAAGGCCAAACCUAUUACUCUAUAGUACAAGUACAGGUUCAAUCCCCCAGCACCAAUCCCUGCAACCUCCUCUAAUUCAAGGACUGGUUAGGCCUGAUCAAUACAUACAGUCUCCUGGGACAAACAAUGAUAUGAUGAAUGCUGCAUUUCAAGGACUUGUGGAAGUUGCAGCUCAGCAGGUUGGUCAAACUAUCAUGCAGGGAUUCGUAGGUGAUGGUAACAACAGUGAUGGGACUGAAGGCUCUUCAAUUCUGAGAAGCAUUUUUGGUGACUCAUCGCAGAACUAAACAUUUCAUACCUUUCCAUUUCAAUAUUAUUAUCAGUUAAUGUAAAAUAGGCACAACUUUUGGUUAAAAUAGUAUCUUGGUAAACUACCACCCUAUUUUUCUUUUAGAUGCUUGGAAAUGCCAUUAUUAUGCUAUAUCCCUUGUCAUAAUCAUGAGCCAUGAACUCACA